AUGCCCUCCAUCAAAGUCUUCACUCGCUGGCGGCCUGCGUUGCCCUCGGAAUCGGAGGCCCCUGAAAUUUCCCGAACACAAGAAUCCCAUCCUGGAAAGAACACCACGAUCGCAUUAACACCACCGCCGUCCCAGAAACUCUCGCGCCCCUGGAAGAGCGACUCGGCUUUUACCAAGAUAUUCAACGCAGAUGACUCUAACCGAACUGUCUUCGAGCAUGUCGUUGCACCCACUCUCCCUCGGGUCUUCAGCGGGCAAAACUGCAACUUCUUCGCCUACGGACACUCGGGCAGUGGGAAGUCGCACACCAUCAUCGGGUAUAACUUUGAGCGUCCGGAGGAGUUUGGACUCUGUUUGUCAGCUGCAAAGGCACUCUUCGAGCAGCUACACCAACUCAACGAGAAGUCCAAGGAGAAUGAGAGGCUUCUCCUAGGUCUUCGCAUGUACGAGCUGCGGAAGAACAUCGCCUUUGACCUCCUCAACGACCGAUGCAAGUGCCAUAUCCGCGAAGGCGCUGACGGGAAGACCCACGUCCGUGGGGAGACGGAAACCCUCGCCGACGGGAAAGUCCGCGUGCGGCCGAUCGUCACCAAACCAUGCUUUACCUUUGAUGAGUUCCACGCUCAGUUGCGGGCGGGUAUUCAAAGCAGGGCAACGGGCACAUCUACGAUCCAUGAUCAGAGUUCUCGGACGCAUGCUGUGUUCGAGGUUGAAAUCGUGACGAAAGAACUGCUGGAUGCGAGGGAUGCCGUCAUUGAGCGACAAUCCGAGCUGGUACCGGUCGGGAAACGCGCUACUGAUAUCUACAUCGAGGAGAAUACGAAGGCUAUCAUCCAGACACCGGAUGGCAAGUAUGUCCCGAAUCCGGACUAUCAACUCAAUCAGACAGCGAUAGAUGAGGCCGAGGCAAAGAAAGCCGAAUACGAGUCGCGCGUCCAGAAGGCGGAAGACUAUGUGUCAGAAGUGAAAAAGUCAUGCCCCCAUGCCUGUCUGGGUGGAAAGAUGGUGUUUGUGGAUCUUGCUGGCUCAGAAUACUGCCAUGACAAGGGUUCUGUGUCUACAAUGCGAACAAAACAGACCCCCCAGGAGCAGCAGGAGAGCCGACAGAUCAAUACCGAUCUUCUUGCCUUGAAAGAAGUCAUCCGGGCGAUGGCUCGGAAGCAGAGUCGUAUUCCCUUCCGCUCAUCACCCCUGACGAUGGUUUUGCGCGAACACUUCGUCACGGGCGGCGAUGAUGGGGUUUCGGCUAUGAUCCUUACGACGUCGCCUUCGUCGGAACAGUACAACGCUACCAUUGAUACGCUAAAGUAUGGAAACCUGAUUGGGAUGGCGGGAGUUCGUUAA
This is a messenger RNA of Aspergillus niger, 1344 nucleotides long. RefSeq lists its product as uncharacterized. Gene Ontology annotation, biological process: microtubule-based movement. Lineage: Eukaryota; Fungi; Ascomycota; Eurotiomycetes; Eurotiales; Aspergillaceae. Gene Ontology annotation, molecular function: ATP hydrolysis activity; microtubule motor activity; microtubule binding. The record is from RefSeq and is a predicted model, not a curated record. Bases 1 to 1344 code for a protein of 447 amino acids. Gene Ontology annotation, cellular component: kinesin complex; microtubule. The transcript has a single exon.